AUGAAGGAGAACCUGCCCCUCCCAACGCCGCCUCCCACCUUCGCCCGGAGGAAGAUCCGGAUCCUAGAGCAGUUAGCCCGCCCGGAUGAUGAGUACACGGAUGCUUCGCCAAAGGGAUCUGUGGACGCGGGGAUUCGCGAGUUGAUUGGUGAAGUUAAUGGGACGGAUGGCAAGAAGGCUGUUGCUGAGGAGGAUGGGGGAGAAGGAGAUGGUGUCGAUGAUGCUGAGAAAACCGAGGUUAGGAAACUUGCGGGUAUAGGCGGGAAGGGAGGUGGGGGUGCGUGGUUAUUUGUCUCGCAUGAUCCGGUUCCGUUGGGACAGGGCAAAGGGGAAGAUGUGGAGGAGAUGUUGGGGUUGAGGAGUAGUCCUGAGGAGGGAGAUGAGGCUGGGGAAAUACUGGCGGAUGAUUCUGUUCGGGAUGUCGCUGCUGCGAGGCUUGUUCACUUCAAGUUCGAGCCUAUGAUUCUCCACGUCUUGACCGCUUCGCCGGAGCACGCCCAGCUACUCCUCCGGUGUGGUCUACAGGCCGGGUUCAGGGAGAGCGGUGCCGUGAGUCUGACCCCGGCUGCCGGGCGGGGAACAUCCGAAGGCACCGAUAAGUUACACCGUGCCGUGUCGCCGGCUUAUCUACGGACGCUUAUCCGUAUAGCUAACGAGCGGUUCAUCGAGAAUACGAAGAGGAUCAAUAGGUUCCGGACGGCUCUUGCGGAGGCGACUAAGCCGGUGGGCGAGAGCGGGUGGGAAGACGCGCAGGUCCGGGGAGAGAAAGAAAGCGGAGGGUCUGAGGAGGAGAGAAGAGCUACGGAAGCAAAAACAUGA
Messenger RNA from Daldinia childiae, 819 nucleotides. Its product is annotated as tRNA wybutosine-synthesizing protein 3 like protein. The record is from RefSeq and is a predicted model, not a curated record. The transcript is spliced from 4 exons. Lineage: Eukaryota; Fungi; Ascomycota; Sordariomycetes; Xylariales; Hypoxylaceae. The coding region runs from base 1 to 819 and encodes 272 amino acids.